Stylophora pistillata is the source of this 1583-nucleotide messenger RNA. Its product is annotated as contactin-associated protein-like 2. Lineage: Eukaryota; Metazoa; Cnidaria; Anthozoa; Scleractinia; Pocilloporidae. The record is from RefSeq and is a predicted model, not a curated record.
UGGCACCUGCUUAAUAGAUGGGGUUAUUAAUUCAUAAAACAGGCAAUGCCAUAAAUUCGUAUUUACAUUUAAAGUCUUCGUUAUCCUAAAUUAGCUCAUUCAAAUGUUGGAAAUUCACCGGCCACUAUCAUGCUGCUGCUGCCACUCUUUUUCGUUUUUCCUUCUUUGUUAGAAUUGAUGUUUGCCAUGCAAAACAGCGCUCUCUAUCGAUAUCCAACGGACCGUGUGUCGUUUGGUAAAUUCAAGCGCGAUGCCUUCUACUACCAAUGGGAAGAAAAACUUACAGCGUCCUUAGUGGAAGAUCCGUUGGACUGCACUUUCCUUUGUGUUGGUGAUCCAAAGUGUUAUUCAUUUAACAUUGCAGCGUUUUCUGACCCCAAUGGUCUUUAUAUUUGUGAGUUGUUGGCCACUGACAAGUACAGAGCAACAGGGAAGUUAUUUUCGAAUGCCACAUUCCAUCAUUUUAGUCCUUCGUCUCCAUGUGAAAGCGCACCUUGUAAGAACGGUGGUGUCUGUGUUCCUGAAUAUAAGUGGAACUCCUAUCAUUGUGACUGUAAGUCUGGAUUCUGUGGCGCUCACUGCGAACCUAGAGGAGAUAGAACCUGCAGUGAGACCAAAAAGCGUAAUCUUCCAAGUGGCUCCUACGUCAUCGACCCUGACGGAGAGGGCGGGGAGAAACCUUUCAAAGUCUACUGUGACAUGACUGACAACGGUGGUGUUGGAGUGACAGUUGUCGGUCAUGACAGUGAAAACAGAACACAGGUAAACGGGUUUGAUAGCGCUGGAAGUUAUUCGCGCAAUGUCACUUACCGUGGAGCAACUAUCUUUCAGCUGGCAAGUCUAACAGCUUCAUCUGCUCACUGUGAGCAGUUUAUAAUGUACGAGUGCUAUCAUUCGAGGCUCCUUUACAAUAAUCGUCCUAUGUUCGGCUGGUGGGUGUCGCGUGACGGUGAAAAGAUGAAGUACUGGGGAGGGGUCGACUCUGUACCAUACAAAUGCGCAUGCGGUUUGAACAACUCAUGCGCAAACCCAGGAUAUGGAUGUAACUGCGACAAAAACGACAACGUAAAACGAGAGGACAGCGGCUUCCUCACCGACAAGUCUAAGCUUCCUGUUACGCAGUUGAGGUUUGGAGAUGCUUCAGGUGCGCCUUAUGAAAUCGGAAGUCACACACUUGGAAAGCUUAGGUGUUAUGGACUCAUCUAAGACUCGCAAACAGGGCAGUCAUCGUAUGCUCGAUCUAUCUUUGUAGAGAGGCAUGUAAUUUAAUAUUCCCUCAGAAUUUCCUAUGAAAGUUGUGAAAUAAAGAAAACAGCUAAGCUUACUAUCGCACCUUCGCUCCAGUAACUGCCGGAGUUAAUGAAAGAUUCAUAUGUCAAAUGAUGUUUUUAAUUUUGUUUAAAAAUAAAAAAAGGAAUAAGUUUAAAUAAGUAAGUAAACACACUAAAACAUUUUAUCUGAAUACCUUUCGCCGAUAUAACUUAUAUUACCAGUAACGGUCUAGUUGUUGGGUUUUUUGUCACUUUCCUUUAAUAAACUUGCUAUAUGUUAACUGAAAGCUCGAAUAAAAUUGUAUCCUCGGA